GAAGUACUCACAGAAUAAAGGUUGGAGGUUUGAAGUUCUUGGUGUGGCAGAAUCCGAUGUUAAAGGUUAUAAGGAGGCUAGUGCCGCAAUCUCUGGUGCAGAUGUUUAUGGAAAGCUGAAAUUUGAGAGUGGAAUUCAUAGAGUGCAGCGAGUUCCGAUGACUGAGAAAUCUGGGCGAGUUCAUACAAGUGCCGUAUCUGUUGUUAUUCUUCCUCAAGCAGAUCAGGUGGAUGUCCAAAUCAGGAAUGAAGACCUAAAAAUUGAUACAUACAGGUCUGGUGGUUCAGGUGGUCAGAGUGUAAACACCACUGAUAGUGCCGUCAGGAUUACUCAUAUGCCAACUGGGUUAGUUGUUGCCAUACAGGAUGAGCGAUCCCAACAUCAGGCACGAAAUCUUAUUUGCAAACAAGGCCAAAGCACUUAAAGUAUUGUGUGCGAAGUUAUAUGAGUUGGAAAGGACUCGGCUUGAUG
Molecule: messenger RNA, 471 nt
Organism: Salvia hispanica
Lineage: Eukaryota; Viridiplantae; Streptophyta; Magnoliopsida; Lamiales; Lamiaceae
Source: RefSeq, a predicted model, not a curated record